Messenger RNA from Vigna umbellata (rice bean), 1149 nucleotides. RefSeq names its product putative mannitol dehydrogenase. The record is from RefSeq and is a predicted model, not a curated record. NCBI's taxonomy places the organism in Eukaryota, Viridiplantae, Streptophyta, Magnoliopsida, Fabales, Fabaceae. Gene Ontology annotation, molecular function: zinc ion binding; oxidoreductase activity, acting on the CH-OH group of donors, NAD or NADP as acceptor.
UCUCUUAUUACUCUCUCUAUUCUGCAAUUGAAAUGGUUUCAGAAGCAGAGACAGAGCAUCCCAUCAAAGCAUUUGGAUGGGCAGCAAGGGACACUUCUGGCAUUCUCUCCCCUUUCAAUUUCUCCAGAAGGGCAACAGGAGAGAAAGAUGUUGCAAUUAAAGUAAUGUACUGUGGAAUAUGUCACUCAGACUUACAUAUGUUAAAGAAUGAGUGGAACUGUUCAAUCUAUCCUAUUGUUCCUGGACACGAGAUUGCUGGUGUGGUGACAGAGGUGGGAAGCAAGGUGCAAAAGUUCAAAGUUGGAGACAGAGUUGGUGUGGGGUGCAUGGUUGGAUCCUGUAGCUCCUGUCAGAACUGUAGUGAAGAUCAUGAGAAUUACUGCCCCAAAAUGAUUCUCACAUACAGUGCCAAGUAUGUUGAUGGCACCAUAACAUACGGAGGCUACUCCGAUUCAAUGGUUUCAGAUGAACACUUUGUGGUUCGUAUUCCAGAUAACAUACCUCUUGAUGUUGCUGCUCCUCUUCUUUGUGCUGGAAUCACAGUGUAUAGCCCUCUCAAAUAUUAUGAACUUGAUAAGCCUGGACUUCAUAUUGGUGUGGUUGGUCUUGGUGGACUUGGUCACAUGGCCGUCAAGUUUGCCAAAGCUCUUGGACUUAAGGUCACAGUAAUUAGUACCUCUCCCAACAAAAAGAAGGAAGCCAUCGAACACAUGGGAGCUGAUGCAUUUGUUGUUAGCCGUGAACAAGAUGAGAUGAUGGCUGUAAUGGGAACCUUUGAUGGAAUCAUUGACACAGUUUCUGCAAACCAUUCUCUCGUGCCUUUGAUUGGCCUGUUGAAGACUCAUGGUAAAUUAAUCAUGGUUGGUGCUCCAGAGAAACCUCUUGAGGUUCCAGCAUUUUCCUUACUUACGGGGAGGAAGCUGGUUGGUGGCAGUGCAAUUGGAGGGAUGAAAGAGACGCAAGAAAUGAUAGAUUUUGCUGCGAAGCAUGAUGUGAAACCUGAUAUCGAAGUUAUUGAAAUGGAUUAUGUGAACACUGCGAUGGAACGCCUCCUUAAAGCAGAUGUGAAGUAUCGAUUUGUUAUUGAUAUUGGAAAAACGUUGAAGCCAAGUUCCUGAAUAAAGAAUAUGCAUGAGUGUUUUAGAUUUC